Molecule: messenger RNA, 492 nt
Organism: Symbiodinium natans
Lineage: Eukaryota; Dinophyceae; Suessiales; Symbiodiniaceae
Source: the annotation of a GenBank genome assembly
AUGUUCUUGGAGGUGGUGCACGUGCAGCUCCCAGACUUGAGUGCGUCAUUUGGCAAGUUGCCCCCUUGCGGACCACAUGCACAGGCCAUGCCGCCUUCCGUCCAUGCUGCGGCCCAGCAGCGAUACCGACCGAUUUGUUGCCUCGUGCGUUGCUUUUGUGAGUCCCACUGCGUCCCUGAACCUUUGCUACAUCUUGCUAGGGUGGCCUCGGCAGCCAUGCACGCAGCCGCCUCCCAAGUGCGGAAUGUCCUCCAAGAGGCGGGUCAUCGCUCCUUUCUGGUGUUGGAGAAGUCUCUCCUAAGUGAUUCCUUGAGGGCACGUGCGCAGGCAAGAAGAGCAAAUCGCAGUGAUUCCUGUGCCCUUCUUUUUUGCCGUGAUUGUAGCCGCCUGAAGGCACAAACUGGAGAGGAUGGCGGUGCCUGGCUCGUGCUGCGCUCACUGCUUCUCCUUCAGCAGAAAGCACUGGAAAGUCCUGCAACUUGUUUAGGUUGA